AACACGAUUGUUACCUCUGAUUGGGCUUAGUUUAGAUGUCUCAGCCUGGCUGAGUUGGUUCAAUUCCCGCCUAUGAAUUGGAAGGCUCCAGACCAGGACUUGAGGUCGUAAUCCAGGCAGGUAUCGGCGCACGACUCCAUUUUAGGUCUUUCACCGAGACGUUAAACCAAGAUCCCAUCUGUUCUCGUGGUUCAGAUGGACUUCGAAGCAUGUGACGUCUUCCUGAUGGGAAAGGCGCUAUACAAAGGAGUUCAGAAUGGCCGUGGAUUGGAUAGGCUACACUUAUGCCACUUUGGUGACAGUAGGAGGCAUCCUGGGUUACACUCGGAAAGGCAGCGUGAUGUCCUUGAUCUCCGGACUCCUCUUUGGCUCACUGGCAGGCUACGGUGCUUAUCAAGUUUCAAGCGCCCCACGUGACGUGACUGUUUCCUUGAUCACGGCUGGACUACUGACGGCCAUAAUGGGAAUACGCUUCAGAAAAUCGGGAAAGUUUAUGCCAGCUGGUCUCGUGGCUGGUAUCAGCUUUUAUAUGGUUCUGCGGCUUGGCUUCCUGAUGCUUUAAACCUUCAAACAACUCACUAAACCCGACAACAAAUCAACCCAAACUCUUGUACUUUGCGAUCAUGUUUCCAAUUUUAGCGAAAAUAUAGUCCCGUAACUUUUUAAAGCUACGAUUCUGAGAUAGUUACUGUCUUAGUUUUGCUUUCAAUGGAGAGGCGCUAUGUAAAUGCGAGUUGUUGUUGUCUGUAAAUCAUUGUCUAUUGCAAUUUUGAAGAGACGGGGGAAUGAAAAUGACACAUGAAGUUUCUGGGCCUGAUUAAGUUUGCAGAGAUUAUUCACGAUUAAAACCUACUGGCUGAAAAAUAAUGGUCCUGCGA
Messenger RNA from Callorhinchus milii (elephant shark), 878 nucleotides. It is a transcript of the gene tmem14a, whose product is annotated as transmembrane protein 14A. Bases 257 to 562 code for a protein of 101 amino acids. The record is from RefSeq and is a predicted model, not a curated record. The transcript is spliced from 5 exons. Gene Ontology annotation, cellular component: mitochondrial membrane. Lineage: Eukaryota; Metazoa; Chordata; Chondrichthyes; Chimaeriformes; Callorhinchidae. Gene Ontology annotation, biological process: regulation of heme biosynthetic process.